GCUACUUCAAAAGUCAUGUCCAUGGAUGCAUUUGCUCACCAGUGUUGGAUAUUCAAGAACAAAACCAUCAUUGGCCCCCAUGUUACUGAAGAUUUGAAAUUGAUGUUCCUUCCACGUCACUCAGGAAUUUUUCAGUGCGUCAUUUGUGUCUCCUCCUAUCCAGUCUCGUCAGAUGCCAAUACAGUUGUCAGAGCAGAAGCGCUUGCUGUGAGAGUGGUUAUUACAGCUGUGGCAGAAGAUCCAUUGAUUGAGGUUUUGGCAGGGAGAAACAAAAGCUUGGAUUUUGGUGACUUGGUACCUGGCAGUGACAAAGCACUCUCUCUCAAACUAAUCAACAGGACUCAUUCCACUGUUCCCAUUCGACUUGUCAUCAGUGCAAAUGCUGCUGCAUGGAGAUGUUUUACAUUUUCCAAGCCUGAUGCAUUAGCAGAAACUGCACUGAGGACUGAAAGCACCUCUCCAUUGGUGGCCCCAUCAGUCAUGAAUCAUGUGAUGCAAGCCAGCUAUGAAGGAGAGGAUCCUGAAAGUUUUAUUUUGUGGGUUCAUUUUCAUGCUCCGCAAAAAUACAUCAGCAAUACAGACACCUUUAUCAUUGUCUUUUCCCUUAGAAAAGAAUUAAGUGGUUCGGGAGGGCCAACAAGAUUUGAAAUCCAGACAGUGGCCCAGUUUGAUAACCACAACUCCCAGGUAUGGCGUGUCAGCUGGAACAUCACUGGUACGGUCUUGGCGUCCUCUGGAGAUGAUGGCUGUGUCAGAUUAUGGAAAGCUAACUAUAUGGAUAAUUGGAAAUGUACUGGCAUUUUAAAAGGAGAUGGAAGUCCUGUAAAUAAUGCCUUACUCCAGCAGCCAAUGGGUGGUCUUGGUUCUUCAGCAUUUAACAGUACCACCGCACAGAAUGCGCUGAAUGGAACAUCUUCUGCAGGAAGGAAACCUUGAUACAUCUUGCCAUCUGCACAUAUUAUGCCCUUUUCAACAGACAGAAAAUUCAGCUGAUCUCAAGCUAACUGGAAUAACUUUGCUGUUUUGCUGCUUGUUGCAUGCACACAGGAAUGAAAAACGAACUCCUUUAUCCCCUCCCCAGCGUCAUCUGAUAUCACUUGAGGCCAACUAGCAACCUGCUUACUAAUAAUCUUGGAUGGAAAGCUUUAUAAAAUAGAUUUUUUUUCCCUGUUUGUUAGUGUUUCUUUCCUGAAUACGUUUGACAUUGUUCUUGAACAGUUGACUUCAAUGUGCUGGAAACUUAGGAGAAGCACGUUUUGCUUUACCUUACAGAAGCUUGAAAGAACUCUAUUUUGCAUCUUCUGUGGCUAUAUAAAUACAUUAAGUUGAUGGUAAAUUACUACUUUUGUAAAAACAAAAUUAAGAAAAACACUGUAAGUGAAUAAGGCUGAAGGAAAAUACAAUUUAACUAAUUUGAUUUUGAGCUGCGUUAAUUUUCAUUCUAAACAACAACUACACACACAGCAACACCACACAUUCAUUGAGCUCUAAAGUAGGGAUAUACAAAUGCAAACAGAUAUGUUCUGUUUUUUUAAUUGUGGGACCAGUAUUCUAUGUGUUCUAAUUAGAAUUAAAUAAAUUAAGAAUCACAUUGACACAGUAUUGUGUGUGCUUGAUUUUUUCAGUGUUGGAUUUUAGGUUUUGUUUUGUUUGCAGUAUUUCUUCUAAUACUGAUGCAUAAGCAUUGUGUUUACAUUAUGAUGGAAGAACUGUUUGAAAAUACAGAUGAGGGGGCAUUGGAACUAUUGGAUAACAUUUUCUUACUGUGGUCUGUUUGCUGAACCACGACCCAGUAUUUUAUUUUUAUUUUCAGGCAUGUGUAACUUUCAUUUUCUAAUAUUCACCACAUAUCUCUUUGUCUUGUGUUCUUUUUCUCCCAUUUUAUUCUCUCACCUGUGUAUUCCCAUCUACAUUGUUUCAGGUAUUUCUUUCCCCCUUCGGAUCAUGCUCGGGCUGGAUCAAGAUGGUCCAGUUAUGCCCAGCUUCUUCCUCUUCCUCCUCCUCUUCCUCUUCCUCCUAUGGCAGAACAGUCUUGUGAUGCUGAUGCAACUCACCUUCAGUAUCGUAACCCUCACGGUCAAUACUCCUGCAGAACUCUCAAUUCCUUGCCAGAGAAUGAGGGGGUGCAAUAAAAAAGCAUACUUAUGCAGAGCCGGUAAUUGUAUAUGUGUCUGCUGAGUUAAAUUUACGCCCUUCCUCAUGUUCUCUGUAUUGUAGAUAGUUUAUUGAUAUUCCAACAAUCAUACAUUAUGUAAAUAAUCUGAUGUUGAAUUGUCUGUUUCAGUCACUCCAGUAGGUCCAAGUGAGUGGAAAGCUGCAUUUAACAUCUAUAUACAAUAACGAACAGCUAAUAGACCAAGUUAAACUAACAGAAUUAUGUGCCUUAGAAAUGCCUACUGUUAAUUGAUUUUUAAUGAAGAUUAAUUUGUAUCGUAAAGGAAUUCUGAAAGAAAUAUUUAAUUUUGAAAUGAUCAAUUGUUACAAAUGUAAUUUCUGGUGUUAAAGUUGAGAGAAAAUUGUGUAAUAUGUGUUACCAAUCUAAAACAGAGUGGUGCAUGGCAGUUGGCAAGAUGACCAUAUGAGCUGAAUGAGAAUGCCAUUCCUGUCUUUGAGCUGAAAUAGAUCACGCACAGUCAGUAUUUUGCUAAACAUUUGUACAGGUAAUGGUAAGAAAUUGCAUUUAAAAAUCAAUGGAGUGUAAAAUUAUUUUGUGAAAAAAAUAAAGAUACAUGCAAACAAUUGACUCAA
Messenger RNA from Rhincodon typus (whale shark), 2748 nucleotides. It is a transcript of the gene seh1l, whose product is annotated as SEH1-like (S. cerevisiae). Gene Ontology annotation, molecular function: protein kinase binding. Gene Ontology annotation, biological process: centrosome-templated microtubule nucleation; mitotic spindle assembly; centrosome duplication. Gene Ontology annotation, cellular component: centriole; pericentriolar material; cytoplasm. The transcript has 8 exons. The coding region runs from base 16 to 936 and encodes 306 amino acids. The record is from RefSeq and is a predicted model, not a curated record. NCBI's taxonomy places the organism in Eukaryota, Metazoa, Chordata, Chondrichthyes, Orectolobiformes, Rhincodontidae.